Messenger RNA from Egretta garzetta (little egret), 838 nucleotides. Its product is annotated as dynamin-like. Gene Ontology annotation, molecular function: GTP binding; GTPase activity. The record is from RefSeq and is a predicted model, not a curated record. The transcript is spliced from 2 exons. Lineage: Eukaryota; Metazoa; Chordata; Aves; Pelecaniformes; Ardeidae. The coding region runs from base 162 to 482 and encodes 106 amino acids.
UCUUCCCUAGGAACGUGUACAAGGAUCUCCGUCAGAUCGAGCUGGCCUGUGAUUCCCAGGAAGACGUGGACAGCUGGAAAGCCUCCUUCCUCCGAGCGGGAGUUUACCCAGAGAAAGACCAAACGGAGAGCGAGGACGGCGCCCAGGAGAACACCUUCUCCAUGGACCCUCAGCUGGAGCGCCAGGUGGAGACCAUCCGCAACCUCGUCGACUCCUACGUCGGCAUCAUCAACAAGUCCAUCCGGGACCUCAUGCCAAAGACCAUAAUGCACCUCAUGAUCAACAAUGUGAGUGGCUGCGCCGGGGGCGGAGGGAAGGCGGCCUCCGGGGACGCCCAUUUCGGGGUUCUCCGGGCGGCAGAGGAGUCCCAGGCCCCCCUCGGCAUCAGGAGUUGGGUGGGACGGAGCCCAAGAGCGGGAUUUGAGCGUUGGAUCCCUAAUUUUGAUGUCGGAAUCAGGAGUUGGGUGGGCCACGGGAUUUGAGCUUUGGAUCCCUAAUUUUGGUGUCGGCAUCGGGAGUCGGGUGGGCUGUGACACCGAGACAGAGCCCAAGAGCGGGAUUUGAGCUUUGGAUCCCUCAUUUUGGUGUUGGCAUCGGGAGUUGGGUGGGCCGCGGUGCUGAGCCGGAUCCCAAGAGCGGGAUUUGAGCUUUGGAUCCCUCAUUUUGAUGUCAGUGUUGGGAGUCGGGUGGGUUGCAAUGCCGAGCCAGAGUCCAACAGCAGGAUUUGAGCUUUGGAUCCCAUCAAUGGGAUUUGAGCUUUGGAUCCCUCAUUUUGAUGUCGGUGUUGGGAGUCGGGUGGGCUGCGAAGCUGAGCCAGAGCCUGAGUGGGAUUUGAGCU